This is a messenger RNA of Fundulus heteroclitus (mummichog), 2380 nucleotides long. Its product is annotated as copine-3. Gene Ontology annotation, cellular component: plasma membrane. The transcript has 16 exons. Gene Ontology annotation, molecular function: receptor tyrosine kinase binding; calcium-dependent phospholipid binding. The coding region runs from base 328 to 1779 and encodes 483 amino acids. The record is from RefSeq and is a predicted model, not a curated record. Gene Ontology annotation, biological process: ERBB2 signaling pathway; cellular response to calcium ion. NCBI's taxonomy places the organism in Eukaryota, Metazoa, Chordata, Actinopteri, Cyprinodontiformes, Fundulidae.
ACUCGCCCAGCUGUUGUUGUCAGAUAAACCAGAGUUUUUCCCCCUCACUCGCCAGCCCAGAAGCAGGAAUAAGUUGUUGGAUCAAGAGCUAUUAAAUCAGGAACAAAAUUAAUGAUUCCCCCCUGGUUGCCGACAGCAGACCGUCUUCUCAGCAGCUGGAAUGGCCUCAGCAGUGGCCUCGGCUCCCAGGGCCACCCACUUGGCCACCAAGGUGGAGCUGAGCAUCUCGUGUGAAAACCUGAUGGACAUGGACGUCUUCUCCAAGUCGGACCCCCUGUGCGCCCUUUACAUCAACUCUUCGGGCUCCCACUGUUUGGGCGCACGGAGAUGAUCCUGAACUGCCUGAACCCAAAGUUUGCCAGGAGGUUUGUCAUCGACUACUACUUCGAGAUGGUGCAGAGGCUGAAGUUCUGCGUGUAUGACAUCGACAACAGCACCUACGACCUGAGUGACGACGAUUUCUUGGGCGAGCUGGAAUGUACCCUUGGUCAGAUAGUUUCCAACAAGCAGAUGACCCGAUCGUUGUUGCUGAAGGACAGGAGACCUGCAGGCCAUGGGACCAUUACUAUCUGCGCUGAAGAAAUAACAGACACCAGAGUGGCAAACUUUGAAGUGUCGGCGCUCAGGCUUGACAAAAAGUUUCUCUGGUGGGCCGAUCCCUUCCUGGAGUUCCACAAGCAGACAGAAGCAGGAUGGCGGCUGGCUCACAGGACAGAGGUCGUUCACAACAACGUGAACCCAGUGUGGAGGCCCUUCCGCGUUUCCCUGCGAGCUCUGUGUGGGGGAGACGUGGAACAACAGAUAAAGGUCGACUGCUAUGACCAUCACGUGAGCGGCUCCCAUCGCCUUAUCGGCAGCUUCAGAGCCUCGCUAGCAGAGAUGCUAGCGGGAACGCACCUCUCACCGGCUGAAUUUGAGUGCAUUAACUCCAAAAAGUUGAAAAACAAAAAGUACAAAAACUCUGGGAUCAUUUGCAUAAAACGCUGCCAGGUGGAGAAGGACUAUAGCUUUUUGGAUUAUGUAAUGGGAGGAUGCCAGAUCAACUUCACUAUUGCCAUUGACUUCACAGGCUCUAACGGGGAUCCCAUGUCCCCUCAGUCCCUCCACUAUAUCAACCCGGAGGGCCACAACGAAUACCUGCAGGCCAUCUGGGCCGUAGGUAACGUCAUCCAAGACUACGACAGUACCAAGAUGUUUCCAGUGUUUGGAUUCGGAGCUCAGAUCCCUCCAUCGUGGCAGGUUUCUCACGAGUUUCCCAUCAACUUCAAUCCAUCACAUCCCUUCUGUGCAGGGAUAGAGGGUGUGGUGCAGGCCUACCAGCAAUGUCUGCCUCAGGUGAAGCUGUGGGGUCCUACCAACUUCUCUCCAAUCAUCAACCACGUGGCCUGCUUCGCCAGACAAGCUCUCCAGCAGAACACGGCAUCGCACUACUUUGUGCUGCUCAUCCUGACUGACGGAGUGAUCACCGACAUGGACCAGACGCGCGCGGCCAUCGUGGAGGCCUCUCGUCUGCCCAUGUCCAUCAUCAUAGUGGGCGUGGGCGCUGCAGACUUCGGUGCCAUGGAGUUCCUGGACAGCGACGACAGACUGCUGCUUUCCCCCACGGGGGAGGCUGCCGCCAGAGACAUUGUGCAGUUUGUCCCUUUCAGACAUUUCCAUGGAAACAGCGUGACCCUUGCCCAGAGCGUCCUGGCGGAGCUUCCCGAUCAGGUGUCGUCCUUCUUCAACGCCUACAAGCUGAAGCCACCGAACGUGCUCAGUGUGCCUGAGCCAUCCUAAUGGGAAGGCUUGGUGUAGCCGGCGUGUUGCCUGGAAGUCACCUGCUUGUGUCUCCUCCGGUGUUUUCAUACCCGUCGCAGGAAACAGCGCAAAGGAAAACACCACACCUACCUCUCUGACUGAAGUUUCCUUUUAAGAUAAUCAAUAAAAUCUGAAACGACCGGGUUUUCAGGCCAAACUGCGUUGUGAUAUCUGAAAGCAUUCACAAUAAAACUGAGUCUCAACAUUUUCGGUACCCUUGUCCUACGUCCAUGUUGAAUUGUCCUGUUACUGAACUGUGCUAUACGGAUAAACUUGCCUUUCCCUGCGUCCUGAAUGUGCCAUGUUUAUAUUUCUGUCUGCCUUUGUUUUUAAUAUGUGGGAUUUUUUUGUAUUGAUGGUUGCAUACUUCUGUGAAUAUACGCAUGUUGAUGUCGCAGAACUCGGAGGUUGUUGAGACGAGGAGCGCUAAUGUGUACGUCUAUUAUACGUCUGGAUAACAUCUCUUACGCAAGAAAAAAAACUCUCGGGAGCAGAAGUGUUGCGCUCCAAGUGUGGAACAGGAAUCUUUGUGUAUUCUGCCUGUUCAAAGUGAAUUAAAAGCAAGAUUUCUGAAAUUCAA